This is a messenger RNA of Anopheles bellator, 1947 nucleotides long. RefSeq lists its product as uncharacterized. The record is from RefSeq and is a predicted model, not a curated record. NCBI's taxonomy places the organism in Eukaryota, Metazoa, Arthropoda, Insecta, Diptera, Culicidae. The coding region runs from base 1 to 1947 and encodes 648 amino acids. The transcript has 4 exons.
AUGAGCAACGGCAUUGGUAAGUAUGGCCUUAGUAACUUUUAUGCCAUUUCGUUGACCUCGGAAAUGAAGCGGCAACUGAUGGUUCGAAUCAACGACGAGGUGAACCAAAGGCGUUCGCUGACGAUCGAAAGGGCAGAAUUAGUGUGUCAGCAUCUUAAUCAGUGUUUCGAACCCAGCCUUUGUACGAUUCGUUUGGCGAUGAACAUUGUGGCGAAACUGUUGUCCUUCCGAGUGGCCGAAGAAAGGGUGAUCGACUCGUACCGUAAGCUUUUGUGUUACUUAUCGAACGUGAUCGAUCGUACCAAUGCGAGCGAGCUUGCAGACGGUAUGCGUAGGAUUUCGUUGGCUUCGCUCGAAGGGGGCAAUGUCCCGUUUCAAGCGUUCCCCGUGACGGUGACGAAGUGCAUCAUGGUGUUAAUUUAUCAGCUUCCCAUCGUCGACGUGUUUGAGCGAAAGAUCAUCCACCAUGCGUUGCGGUCCACACUGCGCUGGAACAAACUGAUGCCGGACGCGUACAAGCAGUGCGGAUUCGGAUCGCUCAUACGGUGUGCCAUUGUUUCGGCGAACAAUCUGUCCGAUGAUCUGGCAGCGGUCACCGAGUUGCUUGCCCUCGUGUGGCAGCUUUUCGACGUAUACUACAGCGGUACGCCACGAUCGGAAGUACAUCCUGUUGAUGUACUGCUACGAUCGGCGUACGAUCGCAUCUUUUCGCGUCUGACUAGCGAGUGGGCCGAUGCGAAAUGCUUCGCACUGCUGAUCGCCGUCUUGUACGAUCUGCUGAAGCGACCCAUCGAUGGGUUCUUAAAGCUGCGUAUCGUCCGGCUGCUGAGCGAUGCUGCGGGUGGUGGUCUUCGGCGUCUAGUGCGGCUACUCUCCAUUCGUCAGCACGUCCGGGCCGAUGUCACAAUGGCAGCUCGAGUGAAAAUUGUUCUGACACGCAUCAUCACACAGAACCUGUUCCGGUACGAGUGCGAACAGAAUGUUCAGCGAUGGCAGGAAUUGACGAAGGGCAUCGAAUGGAUGGUCAAUUCCGUUUACCUUACCGAGCUGGUCGAUGCCCGGUUCAUUUGCCUUCAUUUGCCGCGCGAGAAGCUCAGCUUGGAAAACGUUUGCUUCAUGUUUAUCGUACGCCAUCUGGAUGUCCUCGGUGGGCUUCUGGAUCCCCGAACGGAGUUGGACUAUGUGUACAAUCUGGUGACCGCAGUUAACAUCAUCUAUCACAAGCGUUGGAAUGUGCCCGGCUUUUUGGUAAAGCAUUUUAUCGACGGAAUGUCGAAAUUUUCUAACCACAACUUGUGGCAGCAGAACGGUACGGAAUCGCAAAAAUGGCUAAAGGCCAUCCUUCCCAAAGGAGAACCGUCAUCAUCGGGGGUCAACAUAUUUGGCCGACUUCCGGUCACAAUCCAGCGCAUCCAGUGGAUCAAGCUGCAACCGCGGGGCUUCCGAGAGCUCUGCAUCGUCCACCAGCAGUACGAGUUUCUCCGCGAUGUGUACAUUGUGACGUGGGACGAAAAACUUCUUACCACGAUGCAAUCCUCGUUCUCGGUUACCACCCUAAUGACGGUAAUACACGGCAAGCGGUUCUCAUGUAGGGCGCGCGUGAAUGCUUCCUGGUUGCUUUCGAAACGUGCCCUUCCUGGCACCCAGCUGACCAAGGUUUAUCACAACAUCACGCGCCAUAUUCACAAACCCACCGACAGUUGGAUGUACUGGGCGAGAGCCAUCUACGGUUCCAUCGACGGGAUGGACACAGCCAAGAAGCGUACCCUAUGGGCUGAGCUUACAACGGCAUCUGGCAAGGACAAUGAAGAGGUAAAAUGCUUGGUUUUCGAGCUGCAGGCUCGGCUGUUGAUCAGUAUGCUAAGCGAAGAGACCGAUUCCGAGCCGAGUGGCCACGCACGCACCAACAACGCAAUCGAACCGUUGUCAAAGAAACAAAAGAUUUGA